GAUUGAAGUUUGACUCGGAGGGGAUCGAGUCAGUCGGAGGCGGUCGAUACCCGACUCCGCGGCGCUUCUCCCUUUUCAAUGGCGGAACCGUCGCGGAAGCCCGACGUCUCUCUUCCUCCUCCACCGGCUGUCGCCCCGCCGCGGGGCGGCGAUCGCGACUUCCUCCUCCACCUCGAAGCCUACCUCGCCCGCCGCGACGGUGUCGACAAGCUUCUCAAGAUCUCCCGCUACGCCGCCAAGAUCGCCCUAUCCGCCCCUUCUUCCCCCAUACCCCCAGCCCUCGCUCCCCGCCUUAAGGCCUUCGAAUCCAGUGUUGGCCUUAGCCGCAAGGCCUUCCGCCUUGGCAAGUUCGUCCAGGAUCUCAACGCCCUCCGCGCCGCCACCGGUGGCGCCCUCAACCCCACCGAUCGCCUCCUCGCCGCUGUCGCCUACGGCGGGGAGGGCGUCUACUACUUCGUGGAGCAGUUCGUCUGGCUCUCCAAGGCAGGCCUCAUACCCGCGGAGCUUUCGCGGCGGUUUCAGAAGAUCAGCGCUUGGGCGGAGCUCAUCGGCUACUUUGGCAGCGUCGCUUUGAAGGCUAGGGAGCUGCGAAAGAUCGGUUCUUUGAUCCAAUCGCGAAUCGAGAGCGGGAAAUCAGCCGAUUGCGAUGAGGAGAUCAGGAAAUUGAGGACGAAAUUGCUGUUGAAGCAGCUCUCGGUCAUUCAAGACCUCGCCGACGGUCUGAUGGCUCUCGGCGACGUGAGGGAUGGGGAGGGGUUCCUCUCGAGUUCCCUGCUGAUGGCUUCGGCCGGCCUCCUUUCAGCUCUCAUCAGCACCCACAAGAAUUGGACUUCUUGUUGACCGGGAGGUAGGUAUAAGAUGCGAAUUAGGAAAACUUGCAGAAAGAGAAUUUGGAAGAAGAGAGUGACUAAUGGUGGGAUAUUACCAUUCCUCAAAUUCAUAUACUUCAUGAACUUCUCCCCAAGCUGCAUUUUCAAAAAGUACAUGUACCCUGCAAAUUACAUGGUUUUGAAAAUGUUCGUGCUCAUGGAGGAGUGUAUUCAGGUGAUUCAUUUGAGUUGUAAUUUUUCUUUUGUUGAUUAGAUGAUUCCUGGUGAAUUAUUUCAGUCUGAUGUUAGGUUUGGGAGUUUACUCAUAUUCUAUUGUUGGAUCAAGUCUGGAUGUGUACGAUUAAGCUGAGGUUUCUUCUAACUAUUGAAUUGGCUAGUUCCAGUUUUUGAAUUAUAGGAAUGCAUACCACUUUGUUAUUGGAUGUGAGUUCUUGAUGCUAUUUAAAUCUCCAUUCUGCAACUAGUGCAAAGAGAUACAUUAAGGUCAUUUCGUUUUGAUUAUGAUUAAUGUUGACUUCGGUAAUAUUGUAGCCAUCCUAUCUCAUGAUAAAGAGUUUUCUCAAAGAAAGCUAUUGAUCAGUGAAUACUCUGGUAUCAGCAUGUUGUGCAUUAGCAGUACAUAGGGAAAUAGAAGAGAGACCAAAUAUAGAGUGGAUGUGUUGUGCCCACAAAGUUUCAAAAGGGUGUUAUUCUUUUGCCAAAAAGGAGAAAACAUAUUAGAAAGGGUGUUAUUCGUUUCCCAAAAGGAGAAAACAUAUUAGAAGUGUGAGCUCAAGAAAUGACAAAUAGUAGGAAUAUUUGGUGAAGGCCAAAUUUCAAGAAGAGGCAAUCAUAUCCAUGAAUAUGCUUAUCGAUUCUGAGUUGAGUUUGUUGAACACAUCAUGGUGAAGAAAGUCAAUAGAAUCUAAGGUUUUUGCAAGACAAAAUUAUGUUGCUCUAAGGUUUGUCCUGCAUUAAUGGUUCAUUUCCUAUGCAUGAUCACCACUUGUUGAAGAUGUGGCUGUUUGAGAUUUGCAACUGAUCUUGAUUAAUAAUGUUGAGAUGCAUGCGAUACUUCCAUGGGUGCUUGGAUGCUCGCUGGAGUCCAAUUCGGAAGAGAUCCUGUACUCAAAUUUACUUAACAAUAUGCAAGCAACUUAAAACAAUUACAUCAUGACUGCCACUGCUUAAAAAAAAUCUGAAUUCUUACAAGAAAGGUUAUGCCAUAUAAGAUACCACCUCAUAUUUCCCUUGAUGUGAGCUAAGUUAAUUUGGGUUUUUAUUGUAUCCUGUAGCGAUUGAAGUGGGAUUUUUUUUUGACGGGAAUAUUAGUAUUAUUUUAAAAUGAAAAGAUGGAAUCUCCAUGAUUUGAUUGUUUCUUUUUUCUACUUCAGAGCUUUUGAGAUGUGUUUUGACUAUUGAAGGGACAAGAUACUUGAUUUAAGAUCAUAAAAGACUAGGGAUCACAGAGUUAAAAAAAUCUAAAUAGAAUGUAACCUACAAAUGCCAUUUAAUAAUUAGUAGCAAAAUUGUGCUUGCUUAUGCUUGUUGUACCUAGGAAGACUAAUACUAAUGACUUCAAUCCCACUACAUUUAUGUGUUUAAGGAGCAAUGAGCUGUUGUGUAUAAGUUUUGGGCGUUGCUUUGCUGAUGUGAUUAAAGUAACAAGAAACCUUAUCAUCUUUUGGGGAUUCUUUGGGUCUAGCCUUUCAUAACUUUCGAAUUGCUGUGGUAUAUCCAACUGGUAGCUGGAUGCAUGGAAAAAAUUUUUAGAUUGUCAUGGAAGAGAAGGUAUAAUAUAAUUGUGUCUAAUGUCUUCUAUAGAUUUCAUUGUGUUGUUAUAAACUUCUCCAUGCAAAAAAUUUUAGUUGCCUCUUCACUUCUCGAGUAAAAAAUCAUUAUAGCUAAGCUUAUAAACCAGUGACUGUAAAUUGUCGAUUAUACUAAGAUCAGUAACUGCUCUGGACUUUUGGACAAUGCCAGCUUGAAUAGAGUCCAAGAUGUCUCCAUUUUAGUAGAUGUUACUUGGAUUUGCAUAAUUCUUCAUGAAACUGUCAUGAGAUCUUUGCCACACUUUUACUGCAUACAUUUUGUUAUAGAUCUGAUGAACUUACCAAUGUUUUCAUUCUUCAUACGCCUAUCAACAAUUUCAAAAUUCCUGAAGAAUUGUGUUAAUGAAUCUCCAUGUAUAUAUAAUCGGCUGGAUCAUUUUAUUUUAAGUUUUAGGAAUGAUUGCAGGAACAAAAUGAAAUACAAAAAAGAAAUUGUUGGGCAUUGCACUUGAGUUUCUGCUUGUAAUAUCUAUUGUUUAUCGAUUGUGUCAUACCAGAAUAGAGACCAACCAAUGGCUGAAGCAGGAUGAGCAUCUUCAUCCUGUAAUUGGCAACAAAAGACAAGACUUAGGUAGUAACAAAAUAAGAAAAUUUACUGAUCCCUGAUGAAACUCGAUAACAUUCUUUUUCAGCAAUUUUACUCUAGCAUUCAAACAGAUAGCACAAUACAUAUAUUCAAGGGACAUUUUACUUGCUGGUAUCCUCUUCUAAGUUAGUGUUCUUUCUAGAGAAAUUAUCAAAGUUCUACUUGCAGGUUAUUUGAUAAGCUAGGAGCCAAAAUUUUUAAUAGUUAAGUUCCAGUGCUUGAAUGCCUAAGAAGAGAACAGUAAAGAAAUGAAUUUUGAUAGCCACAUGAUUUAGUAAAUGUAGGAAAGAGAUAACUAAUGUCUAAGUGCACCAUGUCAAAAAGCAUUAUUAACAUACUUUAUUAACUGUCCAUCUGCAAUCAAGAACUGAUGGCUUUUACAUUAACAAAGCUCUUUGUAAAAAAUUUACUAAACAAAGUGAGCUUCCUGCUUAGAUAAUACCUGGUCUGGUUCCAACUAAUUUUAUUGAUCAAAGGAGCAUCUGCUUUCAUAAAUACUACAAAUUUCAGUUUCUUAUUUUCUUUUUCUCGCCACCAGUAGGCGCAAUUACAGUUUGUGAUUCCAAUAAUGGAUAAUGGAAAUGCAAUAUUUGACUUGGAAAAUUUCUCAUUUUUGGGAUUGUCACUUUUCUGCUGCUCCAUGAACCAGAUGAUCCCUUUAAUUCAACCUUUUUAUUCUCUUUUCUGGUUUGGGAAUAGCUUGUUCCUCAUGAAGUAAUUUGGCUUACAUCAUCUUGUGCACUCCACAAUUAUAUCUGCCUUGAAAGAUCUAGGGAGGUCUCAUUGUUGUGUAAGUGGGGAAUAAAUUGCGGUUUCUCCUGGCUAGUCCAAUUGAAUUAUGUUUUCAUCUGAUAGAUGCUCUCUGCAUUUGGCAUCACCAUCAACAGAGACCAAAGGGUUCUCUGUUCCCAUUAACCAAAUGAAUUAUCAGCAUUUUGUUCUUUUUUUUUCCACAUGUCAAACAUCAUAUCCUCUUCAAGCAUAGAACACUGAUGCAAAGCAGAAUACAAGAAGAUGUGUGUACCUCUGUCUGUUUCUUGGAUUUUGAUCCCGAGGAUGUAUUUAGUUUCAACUGAUUAAAUAAUUCGAUGUAAAUGUCAAGAACUUCCUUCAAAUUCUGUAAUGUGAUUGUUUCUUGAUAGUUAUUCUCUUUUUUGUUUCAGAAAUAUUUUUGUUUUGUGGAUUGAUGGAGUCAUUUUCUCUCUCUCUCUCUCUCUCUCUCUCUCUCUCUCUCUUCUGAGUCAAAAUAUUCUAUCAUAUUUGUCAUUUCUUAAAUAUUGUAUUUGUCAUGUACAUCCCUUCAAAUAUUAACAUCCUUUAUGCAUAUAUCGUCUGUUCACGUCCAUCCGGGAAACUUGAUCAAUACUGAGUGGGAUAUUGGUGAAGCAAUCCCUGCAUCCCUUGACGUUUUGAUGGAGUUGUGCAGGGAUCUUAGGGUUCUUCAGUGCGAGCAGGGGUGGAAGAUGAGGACGAGAGGGCUGACGCGGAAUCACAUUUAACUGUGAAGCCAAAAGGAGAAAGAAACCUAUUUCUGUUUCUUUGUUGUAUAUUGAGUUUACGAAGUGGAUUGUUUUGAUCACAGCAUGCUCGGCAUCACCAACUCCUCCAAAACCGUGCUGAUGAGUGACAAGCUGAUGAACGGAAGGGCGACUUCAAACAUAGUGUUGUUCUUUAUGAUUGAAACUUGAGAUCCCACUUAUUCACAACAGAGUACUUUAACUAGGUUGAUUCA
Musa acuminata AAA Group (dessert banana) is the source of this 4959-nucleotide messenger RNA. Its product is annotated as peroxisomal membrane protein 11-3-like. The record is from RefSeq and is a predicted model, not a curated record. NCBI's taxonomy places the organism in Eukaryota, Viridiplantae, Streptophyta, Magnoliopsida, Zingiberales, Musaceae. The coding region runs from base 79 to 840 and encodes 253 amino acids. The transcript is spliced from 2 exons. Gene Ontology annotation, cellular component: peroxisomal membrane. Gene Ontology annotation, biological process: peroxisome fission.